AUGCGCGUUCUGUGGCUCCUCGUCGUGCUGGCCCCCCUCUCAGGAGCCGUGUCGGUCUCGCAGAGGCGCAAGGUCGUGCAGUCGUUCAAUGUCCGCCGCAAUACCAGCUCGAGCACGACGCCGCUGCAGGUUGGCAACGGCAACUUUGCCUUUGGCGCCGACGUGACCGGCCUGCAGACCUUCCAGCCCUACGCCAUAUUGUCGACCUGGGGCUGGCACAACUUCAGUCUGCCGACGACGGUGAAUCAGACCUCUGUUGAAGAUUUCACCGGCCUGGAAUGGUGGACACACGGCAGGCUGGUGACAUAUGCCCAGCCAAACCCGGCCGAGAACGACAUAUCAACAUGGCUUAUACAGAACCCCCAGAGGACCAACCUGGCCAACGUGGGUUUUACCUUUGGCACGUCCAAUGUCACCGAGAGCAACCUCGAGCAAAAGACGCAGCUGCUCGACAUGUGGUCAGGGAAGCUCUCGUCGUCGUUUGUUUACAAUGGAUCUGCCGUUGCCGUCGAGACGUGGGCUGACCCCGAGUCGGAUACUGCGGCAAUCAUCAUUGAGUCUGAGCUGCUCACGACCGGGUUGGGUCUCUUCCUCGACUUCCCCUAUCCUGACCGAAACAAGUUCGAUGCUCCGUUUGUGGGGGUCUGGAACGCAACCUCCAGUCACUCGACCGUUCUACGGGACGCGUCGAGCCAUUCGGCCACCAUCCAGCACACUAUGGACCAGAACACGUACUUCACAAACGUGGCGUGGGAAGGCCGUGCAGCCAUAGCCGGACCUGCCGACGGGACUCAUCGCUACUUCAUCACGGCGGAGACCAACCGACUGCAGCUGACUCUUUCCUUUUCGCCUGAGCCCCAGACGAAAACGGGCACACCCCAGGGUAUUGCGUCGGCGUCUCGCGACUGGUGGCUGUCGUUCUGGUCGUCUGGGGCUUUCAUCGACCUCUCGGCUGCCAACUCGACGGAUGCCACGGAGCUCCAGCGGCGGAUUAUCACCUCACAGUACCUCUUAGCCGUGAACUCGGCGUCGUCCAACCCGCCCCAGGAGUCAGGCCUGGUCAAUAACGGGUGGUACGGCAAGUUCCACCUCGAGAUGAACCUCUGGCACACCCUACCCUUUGCGCGGUGGGGCCAGUUCCCGCUCCUCUGGCGGAGCCUCCCCGACUUGUACGAGCGGUUCCUCGCAACGUCCCUCGAGCGCGCCGGCACCCAGGGCUACGCCGGCGCCCGCUGGGGCAAGAUGACGGACCCGACGGGCCGUAGCGCGCCCGGCGAGAUCAACUCGCUGCUGAUCUGGCAGCAGCCUCACCCUAUGUACUUCGCCGAGACUGAGUACCGGUCGUUCCCCAACGCAACGACGCUGCAGCGGUGGGACGGCGUGCUGGCGGCCACGGCCGACUUCAUGGCGUCGUUCGCCUUCCUCAACGCGUCGACCGGCGUCUACGACCUCGGCCCGCCCAUGUACCCCGUGGCCGAGAACACGCCGCCCAACGCCACGGUCAACCCGACCUUCGAGCUGGCCUACUGGCGCUUCGGGCUCGACGUGGCGGCGCGCUGGCGGGCGCGACAGGGCCGCCCGGUGCCCCCCGCGUGGACCGCCGUGCGCGACGGCCUAGCGCCGCUGCCCGUUGUCGACGGCACGUACGCCGUCUACGAGGGCAUCCCGCACAUGUGGACGGACCGCGCCACCACGAGCGACCAUCCAGCCAUGGCGGGCAUCUUUGGGCUGCUGCCGCCGCCGGCGAGCGGGCCGCCGCUCGACCCUGCCGUGCUGCGCGCCACCGCCGCUAAGAUCAAGGCCGUGUGGCCGCUCGACGAGUCGUACGGCUGGGACUUUGCCCUGCUCGCCAUGAACUCGCUGCGCCUUGGUAACGUCGCCCAGGCUGCAGACUACCUCCUGCACCCCGUCUUCCAGUUUGAUGAUGCUGGAUACCCCGUCGGCGGCGCGCGCGUCCCAACCCCUUACUUCCCCAACUCGGCCUCGCUGCUGCUCGCCGCCGCUAUGAUGGCCGGCGGCUGGGACGGCGACGAGGGCCCGCACUUCCCGGCCGGCUGGGCUGUGGACGUCGACGGCUUUGUGCCGGCCAUGUAG
Molecule: messenger RNA, 2094 nt
Organism: Lasiosphaeria miniovina
Lineage: Eukaryota; Fungi; Ascomycota; Sordariomycetes; Sordariales; Lasiosphaeriaceae
Product: Six-hairpin glycosidase-like protein
Exons: 2
Coding region: 1-2094 (697 amino acids)
Biological process (GO): carbohydrate metabolic process
Source: RefSeq, a predicted model, not a curated record